AUGGGUUCCAUCGCAAAGGCAUUCAACUGCUUCUACCCACUCACUCCCUCCGCCAUCAUCACCCCAGCGGCUAACCAAGACGCCCUUUUCCCGCGCGGCGCCCUGAACAGCAACCUGACCACCGGCCAACUCAUCGACGAAUGGCACGGGCCCUACCCCAGCGGCGGCUCCGUCUACGACCCGUCGGGCUACAACUCCUUCAUCAUCACCGCCAACGACACGACGGAGCCGGACCGGCGGCCCAAGACGGUCAGCCUGCCCGCGCAGCCCGACGACCCCGUCGACGUGUGGGCCACCAUCGCCCAGCACAGCCUCGCCGUCGGCGGGCCCUUUUACAUCCUCAACGCCACUGACAAUAACUCCUCGUACGGCAACGGCUCUGGUUCCGGCGUCGACGGCCCCACUGGAUUCGUGCGCGAGCCCAUCGAGACGUCGACGCUGCCGGCUUGGGUGGGCGGCGAGUUUCUCAACGAGUUCACUUUUUAUGACGACUGCGACACGCAUGUGCUGGUCUCGAACCCGACGGCGGACUCGGAGCAGGUGGUUUGGUUUUAUAGGAAGCCGGAUAACUCGCAGGGCUGA
Molecule: messenger RNA, 582 nt
Organism: Diplodia corticola
Lineage: Eukaryota; Fungi; Ascomycota; Dothideomycetes; Botryosphaeriales; Botryosphaeriaceae
Exons: 2
Coding region: 1-582 (193 amino acids)
Source: RefSeq, a predicted model, not a curated record